This is a messenger RNA of Wyeomyia smithii (pitcher-plant mosquito), 1257 nucleotides long. RefSeq lists its product as uncharacterized. Lineage: Eukaryota; Metazoa; Arthropoda; Insecta; Diptera; Culicidae. Bases 5 to 460 code for a protein of 151 amino acids. The transcript is spliced from 2 exons. The record is from RefSeq and is a predicted model, not a curated record.
CGCUAUGAUUUACGGGACUCAAGUGGCAGUUCUAACUAAAUAUAGUCGUCGUUCGAUUCGGGAGUAUGAGAAGCAGAUCGUCCAUGGAAUGGCUAGCUUAUGCCGUGCUUCAGAUUCUGGACAGACGGCAAAGUCUGUAAACACCCUACUUCAAAAGAGACGAAUCACCAAAAAAAUACGGAUUUACCAAAUGCGAUGGUGGGGUCACGUGCGAAGACGAGAGAGAUCACACCCGCUUAGGGUAGCCGCUCGUCUACAAGCUAGACAUUUACGGCGGUGCAGACCGUCCUUCACUUGGUGGGACAGUAUCAAACAUAACAUGGGACUAUACGAGAAUAUGACGUACCAGGAUUGGUUACAAUUGGCUAAGGAAAAAGGACCUUAUCAUCUAAAACUACAGGAGCUCUAUGAAAAACAAGAAUCGGAUGAUAGUGAAUGGGAGACUGACCUAGACUCCUGAUGCUUGAGACCAAUCACUGCACUGCACAGUUGGGCCAGACUGUUGACAAACAUCGGUCACUGUAGCACAUCAUCGACCACUAAUCGCAGGGUUCCUCUCACCAACAAUAAAUAUUAUUUCACCACGAAACAGCGUCGAAUCUUUAAACCGAAAAUUCAUCUACUCCUAUUAUGCUGCAGGUGAAAACACAUAUUGACCCAGUAAUAGCAGAGUAGAGUUGGACUUCGUGCUUAAUAGGUAGGAUCGCAAACGGCAAAUAAAAGCCAUCCGUGGUCUGUAUAUGACCUAUAUAGGCACACAACAGGUAAAAGAAAUUAUUUGCAAUAUUGUUUUUAUUUGGUUCUACGUUGAAACUAGCCGAAUCAAGAAUCCACGGUUCGCUCUUGGAAAAAAAAAGUUUCCAGUUGCUGUAUCUAACUAGUUAACUUGGAGCCGUCUACACCGGUGGCUUACUCGUUCGGUAAGCGGGUGAAUGCAUGGCUGAAAUGCUUCCUCGAGCUCGCCUAUACUUUCUGCUUGCAUGUAAAGGUAACACCAUUCCGAAUGAUAUUGGAAAAUCGGAAUAUCAACAAAAAUAUCACUUGCAAAUAUUUGAAACACUGUGUAAAUAAAGCAAAAGCCGUCACUUAGAUGCGGAAGCAAGUAUAAAUCGAUAUCAUAGAUCGGCCCCAUUAAUCGAAAGGAGACGAUAUAUCGAUCUGAUACCGAUGCUGCUUCACGAAAGCCCUUCAGCAAUUCUUCACAAUACCAUUAUCGCUCCGCGUGCGUUAUUUACGUAAUCUGCAACCAACCACAAU